UUCCAGUCCUUCUAGGACACUUCAAUCGGUGCACUAAUCUUAAAGGUUUUUGGUCCGAGGCCUUGGGUUCGAACUGCUGCAAUGGCGCCUGUGAGAACCACAGGCGCUAUUGUCGCUGCUGCUGCUAUAUCCAUGGCGGUGCUUUCCUACUUGUUCAGCUCCAAAAAACCCAACUUAGUCCUCUUAAAGGAGAAAAAGAAGAAGCCCAGAAAUGGGCUUAUUGAUGCCAUUGGAAACACUCCCUUGAUUCGCAUCAACAGCCUCUCUGAUGCCACUGGUUGCGAGAUUCUUGGGAAGUGUGAGUUUUUGAAUCCUGGAGGGAGUGUGAAAGAUAGAGUUGCGGUCAAAAUAAUUGAAGAGGCUUUAGAAUCUGGGAAGCUAGCUCAAGGUGGAAUUGUUACUGAGGGGAGUGCAGGAAGCACUGCUAUCAGCCUUGCUACAGUUGCUCCUGCCUAUGGAUGCAAAUGCCAUGUGGUUAUCCCCGAUGAUGCUGCUAUUGAGAAGUCUCAAAUAAUUGAAUCCCUUGGAGCUACUGUUGAGAGGGUAAGACCUGUCUCAAUUACACACAGGGACCACUUUGUCAAUAUUGCACGCAGAAGGGCACUAGAAGCAAAUGAGGCAGCAUCAAAGCAUAGAAAAGCUGACCAAAUGAAUGGUGAAUCCCUGGAGCAAACCAUUGAUUACACAACUGGUGGAGAGAAACAAAGUUCGGCUCUACCACAUAAUUGCAAAGGUGGCUUCUUUGCUGAUCAGUUUGAAAAUCUAGCAAACUUCCGAGCCCACUAUGAGGGUACUGGGCCUGAGAUUUGGGAUCAGACUGGAGGUAGUUUAGAUGCAUUUGUAGCGGCUGCAGGCACAGGAGGGACAGUGGCUGGUGUUUCCAGGUUUCUCCAGGAAAAAAAUCCAAACAUUAAGUGCUUCUUGAUAGAUCCUCCCGGUUCUGGUUUAUUCAAUAAGGUUACAAGAGGGGUGAUGUACACUAGAGAGGAGGCUGAAGGACAAAGACUUAAGAAUCCGUUUGACACAAUAACAGAAGGAAUUGGAAUCAACAGGUUAACACAGAAUUUCAUGAUGGCAAAACUUGAUGGAGCUUUCAGAGGCACAGAUUUGGAAGCUGUUGAAAUGUCUAGGUUUCUUUUGAAGAAUGAUGGGCUCUUUCUUGGAAGUUCAUCAGCCAUGAAUUGUGUUGGAGCUGUUAGGGUGGCACAAUCCAUUGGCCCUGGUCACACUAUUGUGACUAUUCUUUGUGACAGUGGGAUGAGGCAUCUGAGUAAGUUUUGCAAUGCUGAAUAUCUGUCUCAGCAUGGAUUGACACCCAAGGCUACUGGAUUAGAGUUUCUGGGUAUCAGAUGAGUUUGUGUGACCUAGAGCUGAUGUUUCUUGUCACUUCCAUCCAAAAAGUUUUGAGCAGGCCUAUGCAGCUACAUUUCUUCAGCAAAGUUUUGUAUUAAAUUAUGGCAAUUAUAUCAGUGUUUAUCUCCCUUAGAACGUGCCAUCUUAGUUUUUUAUAGAUAACAUAUUGAAGCAGGAUUAGGCAGUAGGCACAUCUCCAUUAGGAUAGUGUUAGUUUUUUGCUUUAUUCUCUUACAGUAACACUAUAGCAAGAGGCACAUCUCUGCUUGUUCUACGGACAAUUUUUGGUUCAUUCUUUUUCGGACAUCAUAUGUAUUUUCUUUCAGUGCUGUAUACAGGGAUGAUUGAUAUCAUUUUGUCAUGAUAAAUGGAAUGAGUUAAUACAGAUAUAGCGGUUAUUAUGAUCAA
Molecule: messenger RNA, 1761 nt
Organism: Quercus robur (English oak)
Lineage: Eukaryota; Viridiplantae; Streptophyta; Magnoliopsida; Fagales; Fagaceae
Product: cysteine synthase 2-like
Exons: 6
Coding region: 82-1353 (423 amino acids)
Cellular component (GO): cytoplasm
Molecular function (GO): cysteine synthase activity
Source: RefSeq, a predicted model, not a curated record